GCCUUCACACCUUCAAUUUGACAAAAACAAAAACUUCGAGCAGUAGAGCUUUCCGACGGCCUCCCUAUCUCCCCGCCGUAGGGGUUGGGCGGCCCGCGGUGCUCCACCACUACCUCCAUGUCAAACCCCACCACCCCACCUCUACCACCUCAGCCGUCACAGCAUCCACCCUCCUCCCCGCCGCCGCCUCAUGUAGCUUCCUCUCUUUGCAAACAGAAUUCUUGGUCCCCCGACUCCUACCGCGACGAGGCGUGGCUGCGGCGUAAGGACCGACGUAACAGGCGGAGCAAGAGUGUCACCGACGAAGAUUUAGAUGAACUGAAGGCAUGCAUAGAGCUGGGAUUCGGAUUUGACUCUCCCGAAAUGGACAAGCGGCUGUCCGAUACUUUUCCGGCUUAUGGCCUUUACUAUUCAGUGAACAAACAUUACAACGAUACUAUUUCAAAGCCUCCGCCGCCACUUUCAUCCGCCACCUCCGAGUGCGAUACGUCAUCUCCACUUGGAAGCCCCCACACCAUAUUCGGCGCCGGGGAUAAUCCACAGACGGUGAAGACAAGGUUGAGGCAAUGGGCACAAGUGGUUGCUUGUUCAGUGCGUCAAUCUCCAAGUUGAGGAAGCAAAAAAGUGUUUCAAAAUUAAUCUGUUUAAGCAAAAGCAAAAAAUAAUAAUUAAUUAUAAGUAAGUAACCGAAGACCGACCAACCAUUGAUAUUAUGAAGUGAUAUAAUUUGCAAACCCCACCCCAACAACUACGUAAUUUUUAAACAUGACCAAAGUGGGAAAAUGACUUGGAUUUCUUAGGGUUUGUUGACUUUUUGUCUGAUUGUUAACAUUGUAUGGUGUUUGCUCAAGCUUAUGUGAAAUUGCUUUUCUAUUUUUAUU
This is a messenger RNA of Olea europaea var. sylvestris, 881 nucleotides long. RefSeq lists its product as uncharacterized. NCBI's taxonomy places the organism in Eukaryota, Viridiplantae, Streptophyta, Magnoliopsida, Lamiales, Oleaceae. Bases 118 to 612 code for a protein of 164 amino acids. The transcript has 2 exons. The record is from RefSeq and is a predicted model, not a curated record.